UGUCUGUUGUGUUGUUCUCCCUGAUAGCGUUUAUUUAACAAACGUCGUGUACCCGUAAUUAACAUUAGUCAUUCAUUUUGACAUGUGAUGUCUGGCAAUAUUUGUCGGAAAUAAGCUGUACUAAUCAGAUCUACUGACCAUUCUUAUUUGUUGAGUUGGCACAUAAGUUUAUGUAUCAUAACCAAUACCUACUGGAAAAGCUAUUUCACAAUUAUUCACAACGGUGUUAAAAAUUAAUGUGAAAAGUUGUUGUAAAAUGUAGGUAUUACAGUUAUUAGCAAACGUCAAGAGCCCAAUGUAAUAAACUGUAAAAUCGCCUUUUACUACAAUGCCUUUGACAACAAGGACUGUAACUUAUUUUUGGUGCUUGCUUUUUGUUGGAGCUUUUGGUGAAAAGCCUUCAUAUCAUGGAGAGAGAAAAUGUGAACUGAGAGUAAUAAACUUCCUACAAUGUAAAGAAAACGAAGCUUGUGUGAGUGUAGAUACAAGGACAAUAUGUCAAUGCAGAACAGAUUAUGAAAGAAAUGACAACGGUGUUUGCCAACCAGUGCCUAAACCAUCCAACCCAAUUUCAUCACCAAAUACUGCAGAUAAAUCAAGUUCAGGUGGAUUUGGGUUCAAGCUGAUCCUAUGGCUGAUAAUGCCUGUCCUACUAGCAGUUUCUAUUGGAGGAAUCGUCUACACUGGCCGCCAGAAGAUGUGGCUCAACAGAUUGUACAGGAUGCGGGUACGCUCUUACAACAAUGUUUUGAGCACAAGGCCUGUAUAGGUUAAGGAAUUGAUGUAUUGCGUAGUCUUAUCGGUGCAUUAAGAAACCCAACCACAGAUAAAUGUUAUUUGUUGGAUGACUCCGGAAUCUGCUAUUGCUGUGUGAAAAGCGUUGUUUCCCUCUUUUGCUAUGAAAUAGUUUUUACCAGAAUGCUGACUUUUGUACAAAGAAAUCUGAAGAUACCAAGACUAUCCUGUAAUGUAAAUGUGUUUUAUAAACAAAUAUAGAUAAAUAUUAUUUUUGUUUGAACUAUGUUAAAUUAAAAUAAACAAUGUAGUAUAUCA
This is a messenger RNA of Macrosteles quadrilineatus (aster leafhopper), 1053 nucleotides long. RefSeq lists its product as uncharacterized. The record is from RefSeq and is a predicted model, not a curated record. The transcript is spliced from 4 exons. The coding region runs from base 329 to 769 and encodes 146 amino acids. Lineage: Eukaryota; Metazoa; Arthropoda; Insecta; Hemiptera; Cicadellidae.